Messenger RNA from Siniperca chuatsi (mandarin fish), 4621 nucleotides. RefSeq names its product leucine-rich repeat, immunoglobulin-like and transmembrane domains 1a (gene lrit1a). Gene Ontology annotation, cellular component: endoplasmic reticulum membrane. The transcript has 4 exons. The record is from RefSeq and is a predicted model, not a curated record. NCBI's taxonomy places the organism in Eukaryota, Metazoa, Chordata, Actinopteri, Centrarchiformes, Sinipercidae. Bases 1629 to 3584 code for a protein of 651 amino acids. Gene Ontology annotation, molecular function: protein binding.
UGAAGCAAGUUUAAUUUGACAACUCUUGCUUCAUUUUAGCCCAAUAAUGAUACUGUAUGAUACAGCAAACACUCCAAAACCCUAUUUAUUCUACUCUUACAUCAGUAUAUCUAUUCUAAUUAGACUUUUUGCACACUAAGAAUGACAUUGCACUUUAAAUAAAAUCCAAUCUUCUGGUUCAUACAAUGUAAAAGGACAGCUUUGUUGGCUUUAGUAAAUGAGAUUAACUACUUGCAGUGCGAUAUGGAAUGUUUAAGUGUUUCAACACGAGGGAAUAUGAUUGCUCAACACGGCUAGGGCCUCAGUACAGACCUGCACGGUUCUAAAACCAUACACACUGAAAGACCUGCGACUCAAAGGGAUUUUAAUACAAAAAGGUUAAACAGAGCAAUAAAACUAAAAUAAAGGGCAAAUACUCAGGAUGGAAGAAGGAAGACUUUAAUAUAUCAGUAUGUGGCACAUAACACACAGGAGACAGAGAGAGUGAGAGAGAGCGACUACAGUAUAUUCAAGAUUUCCAAAUGCAGUAGCUAUUAUUGUCCCUAUUCAUCUUAUAAAUCUGAAUUUAUUCAUCUCUGUUAAACUUUUUGUUGUGUACAAAAACCUUUGGCCUGGCUCUGUGGUUAAAUGUGGGUCAGAUGUAAAGUGGGUUCUUACUGCCAAGUUGUUCAAACACAUUAAACACACAUUGUUUCGCCAUCUCUUCAGGCCAGAGUCGGCACACUUUGCAGUGCCAGCCAAGUGUAACACUGAACUUUCAGUGUGAUGAAAUACAAGGGGGGACACAAUGAGCAUGUGCCAAAUAACACAUGUAGUAUUUACCUACAUUGCAAAACAAAAGCUUUAGAAUUGGAGGUAUUUCCCCCUAGUAGUGUGGGAUUUUGUCCAAAUGGAUUACAGCGGUGAAAUCUAAAAGCCACUGUGAAUCUUUCAUUCAAAGUGAUUACACAUACAUUCCUUACUAUUGUAGUCUUUUAUUCUAACACAUUGUGUUGGUUUAGAAAAUACUACUUUGUUUCAUGUUUAUGAAUAGUCUACAUUUGUAAUUUAUGUGCAGGUACAUAAAUGUAAUGAAUGAAAUGGGAUGGGAGUGCCAAAAGAGGGAAUGAGAAUGCAAUGUAUUUGAAUAUUGCUGUUUCGCUCAAAUCAAAUACUCCAUGUCUGCUUUUUAACGGCAGUCCUAAAAUAGGAGCCACAGGCCAUGCUAUAGGGGCCACCUUGUGGUAAAACAUAGUGCUGUCCACUUACAGAUUUACAGUCACGGCAGGGCUCAAAUGAACAAGCUACAUUUGAGGGAAAGAAAAAAAUCCAAACAUCACAGUGGAUUAUAUCCAUUUCGGAAGUGUUUUUCUAUGAUAAUAAAUAGGGACGUCUCUGCGCAGCCUAUCGGAUUCCGGGAUGCAAUACGCAUCCAAAUGAAAAGAACGCCAGUCCUUUCGCUAAUCCUUGUCUAUCCUUUUUAUAUCUGGACUCAUAGCAGUCCGAUCACUAUGGGACAGCGAAGCGGUGGGACAAAGCCAUGCGGAUGAUAUUCCUGUAAAUGAGAGAAAAAAGCAACUCUGUUUGACCUCAGUGGGCGCAAACUGGGCGCAUGUAGGCAAGCUGCGUAUGCGUAAAAGUGGGCCAAAAUGUUCCUCGUCCUGCUCCUGGGGCUCUACCUGGCCACAGGUGAACUUGUCUUCCCAGUGAGCUCCUGCCCGUCGCAGUGCAGCUGUUUUUACCACAACCUGAGUGAUGGAUCAAAAGCCAGGAGCGUGAUUUGCAAUGAUCCCGAGAUAUCGCUUGUGCCUCUCGGGUUCCCUGUUGACACGUCCAAGCUGCGGAUUGAGAAGACGGCCAUCCAGCGGAUACCAAGCGAAGCCUUCAACUACCUCUCCAGUCUGGAAUUCCUGUGGAUGUCUUUCAACACGCUGUCCGCCUUGAACCCGGACAGUUUCCGGGGACUGCUCAGCUUGGAAGAGCUUCGUCUGGAUGGGAAUUCCCUCACCGCCUUUCCCUGGGAAUCUCUCAUGGAUAUGCCCAGCCUCAGACUUCUCGAUUUGCACAACAACCAGCUCACCUCGCUGCCAGCGGAGGCCACCACUUACAUCAAGAACCUCACCUACCUGGAUCUAUCCAGCAACAGCCUGCUGACCCUGCCGGCAGAGGUGCUGUCCACCUGGUUGGCCGCAAAACCUGUGCAAGGGCCAGAGAGCUCCAAAAUGAUACUUGGUCUCCAUGACAACCCCUGGGUGUGUGACUGUCGGCUCUAUGACCUGGUCCAGUUCCAGAAGUUUCCGACGCUCUCAGUGGCAUUCAUUGACACAAGGCUCCGGUGUUCAGCUCCUGAGAGUGUAUCAGGGGUCUUGUUCAGUGACGCAGAGCUGCGUCGCUGUCAGCUCCCACGUAUCCACACAGCUGUGGCACGAGUCCGGAGCGCUGUUGGGAACAAUGUGCUGCUCCGCUGUGGGACCAUUGGAGUCCCCAUCCCAGACCUGACGUGGCGCAGGACGGAUGGACGAGUCCUUAAUGGAACAGUCCAGCAGGAAACCUCAAAAGAGGGAAUCACCUGGUCCAUCCUCAGUGUCUCAGCUGUGUCCCAUCGUGAUUCAGGGAAAUACAUCUGCAAGGCCACUAACUAUGCAGGGAAUGCUGAGGCUGUCAUUUCUCUCAUUGUCUCAAACUCACCAAAACCAGAGGGGAACCAAACCAGUAAUGACAAUAAAGCCAAAGUCAAGAAACUCAACCAGAUGGGCAAAGCUGCCUACCAGGAGAAACUGGUGGCCAGAUAUGUGGUUCCAACCUCCACCCCUUCAUCCCUGCCUGCCCUGGAUCCAGGCCUUCCACCUGGUCUUGGUCCUGAUCCUGGACUAGCCAGUUACAGCCUGGCUGACAGAGCCACCCCGGGGCCUGCCACCUCCUCCAACCCAGAUGCGCUGCUGGAUCUAGAGAAGACAAAUCUAAGCAACCUGGCGGCCAACACCUCGUUGCUGCAGCAGGACCCGGACAGAGUGGUCCGCUCAGUAAAGGUGGUGGGGGACACAGACAACACAAUUUCUCUGAACUGGAGAGCCCCUAAGGCCAAGAACACAACAUCAUUUAGUGUGCUGUAUGCUGUGUUUGGAGAGAGGGACAUGAGGAAGAUCAAUGUUGGGGCGGGGCAGAACCGUGUAACCAUCGAAGGGCUGGUACCCAGGACCAAGUACAUUGCCUGUGUGUGUGUGAGGGGGCUGAUCCCUAAGAAGGAGCAGUGUGUCAUAUUUUCCACUGAUGAAGCAGCCAGUGCCACUGGCACUCAGAAGCUGAUUAAUGUGAUUGUGAUCACAGUGGCCUGUAUCAUUGCGGUCCCGCUCACUGUCAUCGUGUGCUGUGGGGCGCUGAAGAGACGCAUUCAGAAGUACUGGGGAAAGAAAUCCAAGGACAUCCAAGAUUCAUAUGUGACCUUUGAAACACUGUCACCUGGCACUAAGGCCAAAGGGCUGGAGGGCGAGUAUUUGAACAGACUGAACCCAGAGGAGUCCAACAGGCUGCUGUCAGCCCGCUCCAGCCUGGACUCUGAGGCCACAGCUAAGAUAGAGGGACAGCCUAACGAGUACUUCUGCUGACAUCAUGCUCCAGCUCCGGCUCCUGCUGCACGCCAUCUUCCUCGUACUCACCUGCAUCCACGUCCCAGUCCAAACCCCAAUACCCAAUCACAUCACCAUCACCACCCCCAUCCCCAUCUCCACCCACAUCCAUAUCCCCAUCACUACCUGCACUCUCAUCCUCAGCAACAUCCUGACGUCAGCCCCCCUCCCACGCGCUCCCGUACGCCAACAUCAUGGGAUUCCCCCCCACCUGUCCCUCCUCGCUGGAUCACGCCACCAACUCCCCCGCCACAGAGAGCCAACUUCUAUCAAAGAACUUUUGCACGCUGCACUAUAAUGGAAAUAUCAGUUUAGAGAAUAUUUAACAUUUUAGUUAACUUGUUUUUUCCAGAUAUGUGUAGAAUAUUUCGUGUUUCCUGCAGAUAGAGUGAAACUCAUUGGACUGUCAUACAUGUAUCCAUGCAUUAAUAGUAAGACAACAUUCAAGCACACUCAUGCUUCCAUGUCUAAAAGAAUGUUUUUAUCACAAAGCCUGUAAGAGAAAACAUGUCAAAAGCUGAAAGAACAUAACAAUCAUUGUAAUUUAUAUUUCAUCUCACUUGCAUGGCCCAGCGAAGAAACCUCUGCAACCUGAUCUGACAUAAAAGGGAACUCAAUGGUUGAUACUCCAUUAUUUAUAUCAUAUAUGUAUGUGUAUGAUUUGUAUAUACUUUACUGGAUGAUGUACACUUACAUAUACAGUUAAGUCUGUGCCUCUGUAUAUAUCUGUCAUAUGUUCUCAGAGAAGAUAUACACACAGGCAUGGUUCAACAUGGAGAAAAGCUGGAGCUGGAGAGAAGUACAGAAAGGACUGAACUAUGACACUUUGUAAAUAUGGUGGAAAUGAUACAAAAUGUUAAACAAUUUUUAUUCCCAGCAAUGCGACACAUACUGAAAUAUCUCUAUAUACCUGUUUUGUGCCACCUAGAGGCAUCAUUAUCCCAUUAAAUGUAGAUCUAUUAUUCCAAUGAUAUUAUUUGAAUAUAGUUAAAUAAACUUUUAUAUAUACAUCUCCA